Messenger RNA from Papaver somniferum (opium poppy), 1454 nucleotides. RefSeq names its product AT-hook motif nuclear-localized protein 28-like. Lineage: Eukaryota; Viridiplantae; Streptophyta; Magnoliopsida; Ranunculales; Papaveraceae. The transcript has a single exon. Gene Ontology annotation, cellular component: nucleus. The record is from RefSeq and is a predicted model, not a curated record. The coding region runs from base 230 to 1264 and encodes 344 amino acids. Gene Ontology annotation, molecular function: DNA-binding transcription factor activity; minor groove of adenine-thymine-rich DNA binding.
UCUAUCUCUCAUCUUCUGCAUCUUUUUUUCCUCUCUAUAUACUCUCUCCAUUUGUUUAGAUAUUGUUGUUUAUUCAAACAGAACCCCAUUUCUUUAGAUCUUCCAUUAGUUUUUUCAAACAAAACCCCCCUUUCUCAUCAUCUUUGGGUGUGUCUUCUGUUUUGUUGGUUUGCGAAAGCCAGGAAAAAAAAGGGGAGAUUUUUUCAUAAAAAAUAAUCAAUUAAAAGAGAUGAAAGGAAGAGACCAUGAAAUUACACAAAAUCCCAACAAUAUGUUUCAGAAGUUUCAUCACCAACAACAGCAGCAACAUCAUUAUCAGCACCAACAACAGCAACUACAUCAUCAGCAACAGCAACUAAGUAGCAGAGAUCAAUGUCAAACAUCAGAAGAAGAUGAUUGUAGAAGUAAUGAUAAUAACAGUACUAUCAAUCUCCAAGAACCAACGAAGAAAAUUAAGAAAGACAAUCAACUCCUACUUAUCAACAAUGGGUCUGGUUCAGGAUCAGCUGGUGGCGGUGGAGAUGGAGCUACCAUAGAAGUAGUAAGAAGACCAAGAGGAAGACCACCAGGAUCAAAAAACAGACCAAAACCACCAGUAGUAAUAACCCAAAACAUCCCAACAGAUGAAUGUGCAAUGCGACCUCAUGUUCUUGAGAUACCAAUUGGUGUGGACAUCAUAAAUGCUAUCACGCGUUUCUCUCGGCGACAUAACAUAGGUGUUUGUGUAUUAUCCGGUUCAGGAAGUGUUGCUAAUGUUAGUCUUCAUCAACCUUCGACCACACCAGGUGCAACUGUUACUUUUCAUGGAAGAUUUGAAAUUUUGUCAAUUUCGGCAACUUUUGUUCCUCCGAGCUCUUCAUUAUCAGCAAUUAUAAGUGGGUUUUCGAUUUCAUUAGCUGGUCCUCAAGGACAAAUCUUUGGUGGGUCUGUUGUUGGUAGUUUGGUUGCUGCUAGUACUGUUUUUGUCGUGGCUAGUUCUUUUAAUAAUCCUAGUUUUCAUCGAUUACCUGUUGAAGAUGAUGAUAAUGAACAAGUCAGGAAUAACAACAAUUCUUCGGUUUCUGGUGGAGUCACUACAACUGGUGGUGGCGGUGGUGGUGGCGUUGGUAGUGAAGAAAGAGAUAGUCAUUCAACACCACAACCAACAACAACUUCUCCACAAAUUGAUCAUCACCAUCAAUCAAUGUAUCAUCUCCCUAAUGAUGUUAUCUGGGCUCCUACACCAAGACAGCAAUCACAUCAUUAUCCCCUACCACCAUACUGAUUCUCUCGUCUAGCUAGCUGAUCACCAAAUUCUGAUUAAUUUUUUAGAUUCCAAGUAUGUUAAUCGACUUCCACCCUUUGUUUAAUGUUUUUUUUUAAUAGUGUUUUUUUCAUUUCAUUUGUUUUUUGUUUUAGCCCUUGUAUUCUUUUUCUUUUUUUAUGAUGAAAAUACAGUGAUUUUUCUUUUUUAA